AGUCUAAUGAUCUUUCUCCUUUGUUAGGAAGCAGUGGACAGCAUUUUAAGGGGAUUUAUUGCUGAUCACUUAUACCUCCAAGUCCCCAUAAAAUGCUGACUGUAGUAUAGAUGUCCUUUUAUGAGGAGGAGCGGGAGUUGCGUUGCGUUUUGAGUUGGUUCAGCAACUGGGAAACGCCCCAAAAGGAGCAGUUUUUAGCUGUUUUGGUAGAGAAGGCUGUUCCUCCAGAUAUUGACCAGCUGUUUCAGGGCCUAGACCGGCUAAACCUGAACAGCAGUUUCCAGUCAGUCCUGCAGUGCCAACUGCGACUGUUUUCUCAGUGGUUCGACGCAUGGCCUUGCAAGUAUCGCAACCUGUUGCUCGUUAGCCUAGAACUACAGGACCCGAGCUUUGUUGAGAAGUUCCACUAUCUCGUCAAUGAGAAGAACGCCGCAGCAAGUGGACAGAACUGACCUUUUUUCGAUCCAGACACCAACAUGCCCCAGCAGCACACGACAACAGACCAGGUGAAGUUCUUGGCUCAGUGGUUCACCGCCUGGUCAGAGAUGCAGAGGGAGGAUUUCUUGCCCAUUCUAGUACAGGCCUAUCACCCAAAAGACCACAUCAAUGGUCUCCUCGGAGGUAUCGAUUCCCUCAAGAUACAGGGUAGGAGACCAUCCCUGUUCGACUGUCAGGUGAAAUUAUUUCAUGACUGGAUUGGCAGCUGGACUGAGAACGAACGGACGGAACUUCUCGAAGAGAUGCGUCAGAUUGAUCCGAGCUUCAUGUCCCAGUACGACAAAGAAGUGAGAGGAGAGUCGUCGAGAGAUGUCUCUCCGCCGGCGGAUUGCGGUGAGGAAAGUCAGAACCCACCCAGCUCUGUUAGCUCCCCUCCCAGCACUCUGCCUCGAUCUCACAGCCCACAUGACUCGGGACUCGAUGAACCUCCCAGUGACAGUGAUCAUACCGAACCCCACAGUUUAGACUCGCAUCAAGGUGACACUUGUUAGUGAGAGAUGCCUACCCAAGGUCUGGAAUGGAAAACUUCAGCCUGAGAUACGGAAGGAACUUGUGGUAUGGACAGAAAUCGGAGCUUGAAUAGUGAAAGAAGUCCGUUGCUCUUUCUCAUUCUCCAUCUCUCUCUCUCUCUCUCUGUACAGCUUUCAGAUAUUAAGCUUGUCAGUUGUGUGCUCUGUCACGACACUCAGUAGAGUCUUCCCAGUGGAAAGGUUAACUUUAUUAUUGGGACCAUUAUUUUUACUUCACUUGCAUUUUGGCUCCCAACGUGACUGAAGUAGUUUUAUUGUUGAUGAAUUUUUUCUUGAUCCAACUAGAGUCAAAAUUUGAACUCUAGCGCUGGUCAGCAUUCCUCCAUUUGUACUGAAUUGCACGAGCGUUUAUGAAAGAAUCAUAUGCAUUUUGUAUUAAUACAGCAACUACUGGGAACUCAAUGCUUGCAGAUCUAUAAUAUGGUGAUUUGUCUUGUAGCAGGUAGACACUGAAUACAGGCCCUCCCAUACUUACUGUACAAAUAAAUUAGGUGCAUUUUCAAGUCUUGAUACUGACAAACAGUAACGGAAUAUCAAAAGUGUAAGACCUUAUAAAGUACUUGUCACAUAAAGUAAAGGCCUCAAGUGAUGUUUUUAUAACAGUUAAUGUUGAGUUAUCACUUGUAA
Messenger RNA from Macrobrachium nipponense, 1655 nucleotides. RefSeq lists its product as uncharacterized. NCBI's taxonomy places the organism in Eukaryota, Metazoa, Arthropoda, Malacostraca, Decapoda, Palaemonidae. The coding region runs from base 477 to 989 and encodes 170 amino acids. The record is from RefSeq and is a predicted model, not a curated record. The transcript is spliced from 5 exons.